This is a messenger RNA of Lingula anatina, 931 nucleotides long. Its product is annotated as acyl-coenzyme A thioesterase 8. Gene Ontology annotation, biological process: fatty acid catabolic process; acyl-CoA metabolic process. Gene Ontology annotation, molecular function: fatty acyl-CoA hydrolase activity. NCBI's taxonomy places the organism in Eukaryota, Metazoa, Brachiopoda, Lingulata, Lingulida, Lingulidae. The record is from RefSeq and is a predicted model, not a curated record. Gene Ontology annotation, cellular component: peroxisomal matrix.
UCAAAAGUAAACAACUAUGGGGGAAGAGUUGGAAAAUCAUCUUACAAAUACAAUUCUCAAACUCGAAGAAAUAGACGUCAACUUGUAUAGGGGCUCUAAUUUAUGGAAGCCAGUGCGGUCGCGGGCAGUGUUUGGAGGGCAGGUGGUGGGUCAGGCUCUGGUGGCUGCCUCAAAAACUGUUGCUGAUCAUCUUCAUGUCCACAGUCUACACACAUAUUUUAUCAGACCUGGAGACAACACGUUGCCUAUACUGUACCAUGUGGACCGCCUGCGUGACGGCAACAGUUUUAGCACAAGAUCAGUGAAGGCCACACAGAAUGGGAAUACCAUUAUUACCAUGCAGGUGUCAUACCACAAGGAGGAGGAAGGGGUUCUUAGCCAUCAGUAUACCAUGCCACAUGCCCCACCCCCUGACAAACUGCGGACUACUGAGGAGUGCCUGAGAACUUUUCUACAAGACACCAGAACCUCAAAGCAAUCCAAAGCUACCAUCCAGAAGGUUCUGGCUGAUGAGAUUCCCAUCGAGGUGAAACCAGUCGACCCUCUGCUGUUCUUUAGUAGGAAGCGUCACUCUGAUGUCCAUACAUCUACGUAUAAUCAAGGAGUUAUAACUCCUUGGUAUAAUCUUGUGGUGAAUAUUGUUGUUGUGGCUGAUAUUUCAAGGGGCUCUAAUUUAUGGAAGCCAGUGAGGUCGCGGGCAGUGUUUGGAGGGCAAGUGGUGGGUCAGGCUCUGGUAGCUGCCUCAAAAACCGUUGCUGAUCAUCUCCAUGUCCACAGUCUACACACAUAUUUUAUUAGACCUGGAGACAACACGUUGCCUAUACUGUACCAUGUGGAUUGUCUGCGUGAUGGCAACAGUUUCAGCACCAGAUCAGUGAAGGCCACACAGAAUGGGAAUACUAUUAUUACCAUGCAGGUGAGUGAAGGAUAG